Molecule: messenger RNA, 912 nt
Organism: Amoebophrya sp. A120
Lineage: Eukaryota; Dinophyceae; Syndiniales; Amoebophryaceae
Source: the annotation of a GenBank genome assembly
CGUGAUAUUAGUCGAGAAUUCUCGGUCAUUGUCAUUUUGUUUGCCUAAACCUGCAGGACCACACGCACACCAGGAUCGUCCCCUCGUGUUUCAUCUUUUCCGCUACCUACACACAGAGAAAGGGACGCGCACGACAGCCUCGGAAAGUCAACGAAUCGAUCAUGCUUUUUUUAGAUAUACGCUGAAAUAAGUCUUAUUUCCAUUCGAACUCGAAGAAAGCCAAAGUGAAAACAAGGUAUCCUUGCAAAAGCUAAAGAGAGCAGGACCAGGUCGAGAACCAAAAUGGCAGCGUUAGGUUUGGACAGAAACGCGGAUGCUCAUGCAGGUUCUAAAGGCAGAAGUGGCGACAAUCUUCUCGCCACUUCAACAUUACCGCAGCUUUCCGCAGUUGACAGCGCUGGUGUCGACGAAGAAACUUUGAAAAGACGUAAACGGCUGGCCGAGUUGUGGAGCCGAGGUAGCAUGUCGGCGGAGCUGGACCGGUCGUGGAAAAAGUUCCAACUGCGGCACGAAAAUUUCACGAAUGGCCUGGUUGCGCAGAUUGGCAUGAGCUUCUACGACCCUGAUGACGUUUUCAAGCAGUAUGAGCAAGAGCAAAAGGAACAACAGAAGGCAGCGAGGCUCAAGGCGGAGGCGGAAAGCGUUGCUGAGCGAGGCGAUGUCAUACGCGAAGGAACUGCAAGUGCCACCGACCACCGAGGAGAAAGCGAAAAAUAUAUCGUGAAUACUUCUACACCGAGCAGUGUUGUCGGUGUUUCGAAUACGAACAAUGACUCAAGAACUCACAUGACACAAACGUCAAACUCAAAAGCAGAAGACAGAUAACACGCAUAACUGUAAAUUUAAUGAAGGCAAUCAAACUUGUUUGAAACAAGCCGCCCAGCCCCAGGUGCAGAAGAAGAUAGACGAGGC